Rhinichthys klamathensis goyatoka is the source of this 774-nucleotide messenger RNA. Its product is annotated as E3 ubiquitin-protein ligase TRIM35-like. The transcript has 3 exons. NCBI's taxonomy places the organism in Eukaryota, Metazoa, Chordata, Actinopteri, Cypriniformes, Leuciscidae. The coding region runs from base 19 to 774 and encodes 251 amino acids. The record is from RefSeq and is a predicted model, not a curated record. Gene Ontology annotation, molecular function: zinc ion binding.
UCUAAGCAACUUAAAAAAAUGGCAUCUAGAUCUUUUGCUGAGGAGGAUUUAUCUUGUCCGGUGUGCUGUGACAUUUUUAUAAACCCUGUCCUUCUUUCGUGUAGCCACAGUUUUUGUUCAAGCUGUAUUCAGAGGGUUUGGGAAAAUAAAACACUUAAAAAAUGUCCGGUUUGCCGAACAACAUCAUUAAAUGAUCGUCCUCCGGUAAAUUUGGCUUUGAAGAACUUGUGUGAGAGUUUUAAACAGGAGAGAAGAGAGAAAUCUGGAUCUGGAGUCUGUAGAGAUCACAACGAGAAGCUCAAACUCUUCUGUCUGGAUGAUCAACAGCCCGUGUGUUUAGUGUGUCGAGACUCCAGAAAACACACCGAGCACAGAUUCUGUCCUGUAGAUGAAGAUGUCGCGGAUAAAAAGGAGAUACUCAAAGCUUUACUGGAAGACUUACAGAAGGAACUGAGGACAUCUGUGAAUCAUGGACAGAAUCUGUGUAAAACUGCUGAAGAUAUUAAGUUUCACGCUCAAGGCACAGAGAAGCAGAUUAAAGAAGAGUUUGAGGAACUUCACCAGUUUCUACAUGAUGAAGAAGCGGCCAGAAUAACAGCGCUGAGAGAGGAAGAGGAGAAGAGGAGUCAGAUGAUGAAGGAGAAGAUUAAUGGGACGAGCAAACAGAUUUCAUCUCUCACAAUCACAAUCAGAGACAUCGAGGAGCAGAUGAAGGCUGAAGAUGCUUCAUUCCUGCAGGUGUCAAUUCAUCUUCAUUAUUCUCCAAUUAUAUGA